Messenger RNA from Camelina sativa (false flax), 909 nucleotides. RefSeq lists its product as uncharacterized. NCBI's taxonomy places the organism in Eukaryota, Viridiplantae, Streptophyta, Magnoliopsida, Brassicales, Brassicaceae. The record is from RefSeq and is a predicted model, not a curated record.
UCCUUUAAUAAGUAUUUCUUUUAUAUAAAAGUUACAUACGUUCCCCAUAUUCUCAUUCAAGAUAUCUAAAGCCAUCAAAUCCAUAAGCUAUUUGUUGUAAUUUAAGGUUCAUCGAAAUGGCGAAUCAAGCAACUUUUGCAGCAUUCUUCCUUUUUACUUUAGCUGUCUUCUCCAACAUGGAGCUCUCGGCUUCUUCACUUGUCAGCGGCAAGGUCUCUUGCCUUGACUGUCACCACGAUUUCGACUUCUCAGGUAUUAGGGUUCUAGUAAAGUGCGAUGGAGAGAAGAAACAGAUAACCGCAAUGGCAGCUUCAGACGGAUCUUUCCUGACAGUGCUUCCCGCGGCCUACAAAAAGGGCUCUAUGAAUUGUCUUGCAAAGCUCUUGGGAGGUCCUGAGCAACUCUAUGCUCACAAACACAACUUGGUCUCUGAACUGGUCAUGUCUAAACACGAUUCCAAAGUUUUAACUACCUCAAACCCACUUCCCUUCUCUCUCUCAUGCCCCAAACCAACCGAAGAUAAUGUUGGAAAUAUGAUCGGAGAUUCGAAGACUGUUAAUUUCCCAGGGGCAGGAGGUUUCGGAUUUCCACCAGCCAGCUUCUUUCCCUUCUUACCAAUCAUUGGUAUCCCAUGAUUUUAAUCAAGUGUUACAUUUAAGUACUCUAAAAGACAUAUUUAUAGCUAUGUUUUGUUGUUUACGUGAAUCUCUGUUACAAAUUAAAGCCAGCAAAGACAAAAGGUUUCAAAUUAAAUGAUUUUAGUGAAGAUAUAAAGUAUGUUUUAUGCAUUAAGAAAAUGUUGCCUCUUGUAGUUUUAAUCAGUUGCCUUUGUAACGAGUUUGUAAUAAGAAGGUUGGGUUACUCCAACGAUAUAAUACGUUUUAUGGUGAUAUUCGAUGCUUUUACGUA